Messenger RNA from Cucurbitaria berberidis CBS 394.84, 4494 nucleotides. RefSeq lists its product as uncharacterized. The record is from RefSeq and is a predicted model, not a curated record. Lineage: Eukaryota; Fungi; Ascomycota; Dothideomycetes; Pleosporales; Cucurbitariaceae. Gene Ontology annotation, cellular component: nucleus; cytosol; cytoplasm. The coding region runs from base 1 to 4494 and encodes 1497 amino acids. The transcript is spliced from 5 exons. Gene Ontology annotation, biological process: negative regulation of MAPK cascade; protein dephosphorylation. Gene Ontology annotation, molecular function: protein tyrosine/threonine phosphatase activity; MAP kinase tyrosine/serine/threonine phosphatase activity.
AUGCAGUUUGGUGCCGUUAGAUCUACACAAGGAUGGAACGGUUCUACCGUUGCAUUUCUUGGACACUUUACGAUGCUGAAACCACGUCGAGCUGUUGUCUGGCCGGAUGGGGCAACCUGGGCGAAUCACAGGAGAGGUUAUAGGAACCGAGAUGGUGAGCGAGGAGAUCAUGUUGCUGCGGCUCUGUCCAACGACGCUGCUGUACUGGUGGAGAAAGGUGGCACCAGCGUUGUGAAUGAUAGGCGUACAGCAGGAACUGUCAAGACUGCAGAGGUGAAACUGCAUACAUUACUCACACGACCAAGAGACGCUGCGAUACGGUCGUCGGGCCAAGGUGGAGCGGGUCGUGAGAUGGGGUGGCAUACCACAGUACUUACUGCUGUACAAGCUCCCCUGUUCAUAUGUAUUCAUGUCCCAGACGCGCAAACAGGCAACGGCGCGCGCUGGCACUUUGUAAGGGUGUUGGAUGGCGGCAGCGGCUCUGCGAUUGACCGGCUUCCAUCGUCCGCUCCAAGCUGGUUCUUUCACUCUGCAACACGUCCAUCCAGAGUGUGUCGCGACCAAGACGACACCGACGACCACGACGAAGGCGACAGUGCCCACGGCGAACUCGUCGACCGCCUCUCUUCCUCAGCUGCACCAACGCACGCCGGGGGCCCACUGCGUCGUGUCGAUUCGACUCUUCUCUCUCUGCGCCGCUUCCCAGGCAUAGGCGCAUCGCCGGCCCAGUCGCUCCCUCAGGCGCUUAGUCGAGGAUCUGCAUGUCUGUCUGACGACAGACAGCGUACGGGCAAUCGCCACCUGUCUACCACUUCCUGCUUGACCAUGUACACCCUUUCGCCUACCAUGGAAUCUGGUAACAGCUUCGCUGGAACCUGUCUACACGCUCCAUACCCCGCUGCCCCAUCGCACACUACACAAUUCGAAACCGCGCAUCUGUCUGCCAUGUCCGCCCCGUCCACCCUGCUACAGCAAGCUGACAGUCCGACGUUAAAAAGGGCUUUUUCUACUCCUAAUUCUUCCUUCCCUUCCAAGAAGCCCCAGCAGUCCUUCACCCACUGCCCCGAUCGACCCUCGACCUCGCCGCCAACUCAGCGUAGACCUAGUAAUACCGGCACCCGCUGCCCUAGAUUGGCACCGCCCACCAAGACUCGGAAACCCAGCAUGGUUCAGACGAGUGCGCGAUCCUUCAUGCCGAUGCCCUCUUUCGGCGCAGUCUUCGGAGGAGAGAUUCACAAUACUGGGCUCCAGCAUCUCGCAGACGCAAAUGGCGGCAAUGUAGCACUGCCUGCUUCGAGCGGGAACACAACCACGGGCGCACCCUUUUCUUCCUUCCACAUGCACCGCGACAGCCGGGACAGCAACUCGACAGCCUCCUCGGACAACUCACCAACCACCACCAUCUCCACGAUGGACUCAUCAUCCGUUACCGACCCGUCACCUGGCGUUUCGCCAGAGUCUCCUCUGGCCAAGACGGCUGCGCCUUCGUCCUUCGUCGCAGACUUCAGGUCAAGACGAACAGAACCCAGUCCUGGAGACUCGUCUCCCAACAACUUCUUUGAGUUGCAGAGGCCCACGACACCUGCAAAGAAGCCGCGGAAUCUGAAGAACCUGGGUAUCAAUACGACCUCUUCACUCAGCAACCUACGUGCACAAACACCAGCUCCCAUAGUAGUGCCCCCCAAGGAGAGAAACAGCUCGGCCCCACCUUCUCCCCUCUUCAUUAAGCCUCCCACACCGCCUAAGCGACGGCCCUCGAAUCUGAGUUUGACGAUAUCGACACCCGGCAGUACUGAAAACAAACCAGUACGGCUUGUCAUUCCUUCCACGCCAUCCUUUAACCGCCCAGCACUGCGCCAUUUCCAGUCAUCUCCUUCCUUGCCACUAUAUUCGCAGAGUACGCUCCCAAUGGGUGGAAUGCAACUACCUCCUCUGCGUCCUAUCGUGACCAACCCCAGUGGUCUGUCCGAGGUCCCUUUCGAAAUGGAAGAAGAGGAAGACCAAGAGCAAAACUUCGACAUUCCUCAAUCUCGAGAAGAGAAGCCUGCGGCGUACCCCAACGGACCCAUUUGUAUAUACGAGUCUGGAGUAUACCUCUACUUCGAGCCCACCGUGGAGCAGGCUACCACUUUCGAUGUCAUCAUCAACGUCGCUAGCGAAGUGAAGAAUCCGUUCCUCUCGCCCGCAACAGACUCGCAAAAGGAUAUUGAUGCUCGGCGUGUGGAUGGGCCGCCAGCCGAGAGUGUCGACUUUGCUACCCUUUCACACCGACCAAAACCUACAACCACCGGCAGGCAAGACAGCUCCCCAACCACACCCAAGGCCGCGCCUACCAUGCACAUUGUGCCGCCACGUGACGUGACCAUCGAUGGCAAGACAUACAAAACACCAGAGUAUAUCCACAUGCCAUGGGAGCACAAUACAGACAUCGUGCCUGAUUUAUAUAAACUGGUGAAGAUGAUGGACGACAACGUUCAGCAAGGAAAGCGUGUUCUUAUUCACUGUCAAUGUGGUGUCAGUCGCUCGGCCAGUUUGAUUGUUGCUUACGGGCUGUACAAGGAUCCGCAAAUGAGUGUACAAGAAGCAUACGACCGGGCCAAGAAACGCAGUAAAUGGAUCGGACCGAACAUGAACCUUAUCAUGCAACUCCAAGAGUUCCGCAAUGGUCUAUUGAGGCAGAACGAAAGCCGCUCAUACCAUAACCAAGGAUUCGGUCGGCGGUCUGGCGGCCUCUCUACUGGUGGGGCCAACAGGUACUCGCCUUUCGAUAGGGAGACUUCGUCGGGACCACGUACUCCUCAGACAGCUCCAUUGCCCCCAGAUUGCGACAUCAGCAUGCAACGAGCCAGCACAGGCAACAUCAUGGCCAUAUCACCAGGUCCUCUGUCAGCACCGACUGGUACCUUUGCCCCUGGGUUCCGUCGGUCGUGGGACUCUAGUCAAACCCACUUUGGCCUUUCGUCGCAACCUACGUCGCAACCUAGUCCUACCACAACACCAUAUGUGGAUCCAAAGGGUCAUAUUGUACCUGUGCUCUCAAUAAUCGAUGAUGAUCUGUCACCCGCGCAAUCACAGGUGGUUCACACGAGCGAGGUCGCACAACCUGAGCAGAAGGUGAUGCUGCAACUCCCCUCGGCUCCCAACUUUUCUCGUCAGCUUCCACUCAGGACGCUUGAGAACCACACUGAGGCAUCGUUACCUAGCUCACGAGAAGUCCAUCUAGGACCACCACCGCCGAUGAACUUCAGCGCGUUGAAAUCACCUGCCGUAGCUAGGUUCAAUCUUUCAUCCUUCGCACCCAGAGAACAGUCUGUGGAGCCAGAUAUAAUGUCUCCGGUCAAGACGUCGUUCGACAUCGAUCCCUGGCCACAAGGUUACGACCUGGAUUCGCAGCCAUCUGAGCCACCUUAUAGGGGACGUGACAUCCCGGCACCGCUUCCACUCCUGUCACCCAGGUCUACUGAGUUCCAUAUGACCAGUCUAAGCACUAGUGGAAUUGAUGAAUCCUACGGCCUUUUAUCGCCUCGUGCUACUUCCUUCGAGCAGAGCGGAUCAGGUCAGCCACAAAACUCCACCAUUGAUGAUCUAGACCUCGAACCCGAGAUCACGUCUCCCGUUGCAACACACUUUCCGAAAGACAUCUUUGGUAGCGCAGAUGAUGUGCUAGACGAUGAGUUGAAAUCCCCGCGAGCUAUGGAAUUCCACAUGACGCCCCUGAAACCAAGAAUAGCAGACGACGAUCCAUUUGGUCUGACCUCUCCAACCAGAGCAGAAUUCCCUGGCAAUCCAUUCGAUAAACCUAGUUUAGCAGCAUUUAAGGACGAUGAAGGCCGCCGUCCUUCUUUCCAGGCCAUUAUGCCCCCUUCGCAUCAGACUUUCAAUGGAUUUGCUUCCCUUGACGGCACAGCCCAGACGCAAUCAUUUUUCCAGCCAUCCGUCUCACUGUCUGCUCUGAACACCAAGCAAAAUCCUGAAGUCCAGUCACGUAUUGACAGCUUGAGCUCCCCCCAUGAGACACAAAUUAGUGUCCCCAUGGAGCCCCACGUGCCUGGCUUGGAAACGUCGCCAAAAGUGGUUGAAACGCCCCGGGCCCCCGACCAUGCCUUUCUAUCCACCCCAGCCAAAGCUAUCCGAACGAGGUUCUCUUCACCCAAUAUGCGUGAGCAAAGGAAAUUGCACAAGCUGCAGACAGAAAUCGAAUCCAAGCUGCCAAAACCUCCAGUUGCUCAGCACGCUGUAGAUGAUAUCGAUGCCCUGAUGUCUCCUCGUGCGGAAGAGUUUACUAGAAAUCCUUUCCACGUCGAUCUCAAUUCCACUGGCGAUGACACGAGCCCAGCUUCUUCAAAUGAAACCAUCAAGGAUGGACGUAAUGGGCAUGAUUGGAAUGAGCCACCGCCACGGCAAUGGACACCCGAAAAGGCUACUGUCGAUCCUCGGAGCCCUGUUCAAACUGGAAGCAACCCCAUCGUACGAAACAUUUGGGACGUACUGUGA